GACCAAACUCCUCAAGGCAAGAGAGCUAAGAACACAUUCUCUGAUGAAGCCUACACCCUCCCAACACUUUCCUUGACCCCUUCUGAUCAGACCGAUCAAAGUUUGGAUCACUCUGAUGAUUCCAUCCUUGAAUCCCCACUCAAGAAUCGACACUCUCACCAUCGAAAGGAUCCUGUCACUCCUAAACGCCCAUCUGCACACAGUGUCACUCGACAAGUUGGCUCACCUCUCAAGCAGACACACACCAAGGCCAAAGGAAAUGCUCAGAAGACCCAAGAUCCAUCGCAAUCGUCUAUUCGAACCCAUCUCCAGGGGUUUGGUCCACACACUUCACGACAAGUGAAUGAGACUGAUAUGGACCACCGGGUCAGUUCUUUGGUUCAAGAUGGCCCCCCAAAGCAGCACAAGGGGGCUUCUAUUUGGUGGAAAUAUGUCUAUCCUCUGGAAAACCAAACGUUCGAAAUGGUGUCUUAUGGGUUGGUUGCCGGCUUUGCAAUGCCCCUACUUAUCCAAACACCCGCUCUGAGUGCGUAUGAAAGACUGAAUGAAAAGUUUAUUAAGCUAAUAGUUCUCAAAAACAGAUCGUGGACCGUAUGGCAGAAUGGUGGAGGAACAUUAUCCAACAUUCCACGUCAUAUUGCCUCAAACCACAAGGAAUUAGCACAUCAACUUGGGCUAUCUUCCAAGGGCUCACGGCUAGGUGGAGAUACAAUGCCUCCCGCAUUCAAUCUGGAAACUGCGGUUGAGAAGAUGAUCACUUGGAUCAUCAGCGAUGACCAAGCCAUGCAGGUUGUUGAGUCACAAGAAUUUCGCGAGAUGAUUAAGGCCUUCAAUCCAACCCUCAUCGAUGGUGAUAUCCCAGGCCGAGGUACAAUCCGUCACCGUAUCUUGACACGUUAUAAGCAAGAUCGCCAAGAAUUAAAGCAGCAGCUCAAAGACGCCCUAGGUCGAAUCUCAUUGACCGCCGAUUUAUGGUCUAGCUCCACCAUGAAGUCAUUCAUGGCUGUGACAGUCCACUGGACCGCUCGCAUGCCUGAUGGUGAGCUGACCCUCAAGACGGCACUUGGGGGAUUCCGUUACAUUAGGGACAAGCACGAUGGGCAUAACAUCGCCACUCAUCUUGUUAAAAUCCUUGAGGAAUUGGAUAUCCUCAACAGGGUUGGUGCGAUAACACUUGACAAUGCUUCAAGCAACGAUAGUGCCAUGUCCUACCUCAAAGACUUCUUUCAAGCUCGUGGGGUCGAAUUCAACUGCAAACAACAACGCGUUUGGUGCUUCUCACAUGUCAUCAACAUCGCAGUACAGGAGUUGCUCGCGGUCCUCCCAGAACCUGACAAGUUUCAACUCCGUCAUAUUACCGACAAUUCACUCAAAUCCAUUUAUCGUCAAGGCAAGCGGGAGAAGGCUUAUGCUGACAUACUCAAGACAAACCUUGUUGAGCGCAUCGCUGGGCUGAUCAAGCAACUUCGAUCAUCAGGCCAACGACGUGAGGGUGUAGGCUUCAUCAGAGAAUGUGUUCUUAGCUCUCUUGCCUUGAGGAGUUUG
Acaulospora colombiana is the source of this 1545-nucleotide messenger RNA. NCBI's taxonomy places the organism in Eukaryota, Fungi, Glomeromycota, Glomeromycetes, Diversisporales, Acaulosporaceae. The record is from the annotation of a GenBank genome assembly.